AUGGGCACCGGGAACGUGGUCAUGCCGUCUCCUGUGUGGGGGCUGCUGGGCUGCUGUCUCCUCUGUGGCUGGGCUCUGGGGGAUCUGCAGCCCUUGCACCCUCUGCCCUCGCUGUCCUCCCAAGUCAAGCCAGAAUAUAUACCCAUGUGGGUGCCCCCACAAGGUGCUGAAGCAGCCCUGGGUUUUCUCUACUCUGGAGAUGCCCAACAACUGUUGAGGACUAACUGCAGUGUGCGCUAUGAAGUUCAGGGAGCAGAAGCCAGUCCGGGGGUGCCCCCGAUCCUAGGGAGGGCAGCGGGCACCAUUGCCCAGGCCGCCAAUUUCCUCAAUAUGCUGCUACAAGCCAAUGAUAUCCGCGAGUCAAGUGUGGAGGAAGAUGUGGAGUGGUACCAGGCGCUGGUCCGCAGCGUGGCCGAAGGGGACCCAAGGGCAUACCGGGCUUUGCUGAUCUUUAACCCUCCGCCAGGGGCCAGCCGCCUGCAGCUGGCCCUGCAGGCCACCCGAAUGGGGGAGGAGACCAUCCUUCAGGACUUGUCUGGGAACAGGGUGCUGGAAGAGAGCCUAACUGGGACUCUGGACACUCCUGCCCUGCAGAAGCGGGUGCUGAUCAAUGACCUUGGGACCCUCGGAAGCCCCAAGUGGCCACGGGGAGAUGGAUAUCUGGGGGACAUGCAGCAUGUGAGGCUGUCUCCUCCCUUCCUGGAAUGCCAGGAGGGCCAGCUUCGUCCUGGAUGGCUUAUCACGCUUUCAUCCACCUUCUAUGGACUCAAGCCAGACCUCAGCCCGGAGGUCAGGGGGCAGGUGCAGAUGGACAUAGACAUUCAGAGUGUGGACAUCAAUCAAUGUGCCGGCGGGCCAGGCUGGUACUCCGGCACGCACCUGUGUGAUCUCAACAGCACCCAGUGCAUCCCUCUGGAGAGUCAGGGCUUUGUCCUUGGCCGCUACCUCUGCCGCUGCCGACCGGGCUUCUAUGGGGCAAGCCACUCCAGGGGGUCAGAGGAGAGCGCCACCCAGCCUCCCGGGCAAUUUGUGUCACCACAAGGCAGCUCCGGGAAGCCGCUUCGGUGCCAGCCAUGUGCCGAGAGCUGCGCCAGCUGUAGGGAUGCCACACCGUGCCUGGUGGAGGCGGCCGUGGCGCUGCGGGCAGCAGUGCUGGCCUGCCAGGCCUGCUGCAUGCUGUCUGUCUUCCUGAGCAUGCUGGUUUCCUACCGCUGCCGCCAGAGCAAGAGGAUCCGGGCAUCUGGAAUUGUCCUGCUGGAGACCAUCCUUCUUGGAUCCCUGCUGCUUUACUUCCCUGUCUUCAUCCUGUACUUCAAGCCCAGUGUGUUCCGCUGCAUUGCUCUCCGCUGGGUCCGGCUGCUGGGUUUUGCCAUUGUCUACGGCACCAUUAUACUCAAGCUCUAUAGAGUGCUCCAGCUGUUUCUGUCUCGAACGGCCCAGCGGGGCCCCCUCCUAAGCAGUGGGCAGCUGCUUCGGCGCCUGGGGCUGCUUCUGCUGCAAGUACUGGGCUUCCUGGCUGUAUGGACGGUGGGGGUCCUGGAGCGAGGCACCCUGCACAUGCCCCUGGUGACCCGAGGCCACACUCCCACGGGGCGCCACUUCUACCUCUGCCACCAUGACCACUGGGACUACAUCAUGGUCAUGGCCGAGGUGCUGCUCCUGUGCUGGGGCAGCUUCCUCUGCUACGCCACCCGGGCUGUGCCCUCAGCUUUCCACGAGCCACGCUACAUGGGCAUCGCCCUGCACAACGAGCUGCUGCUUUCCGCUGCCUUCCACGCAGCCAGGUUUCUGCUGGUUCCCUCCCUGCACCCAGACUGGACCCUCCUCCUCUUCUUCUUCCACACCCACAGCACAGUCACUGCCUCCCUGGCUCUGAUCUUCAUCCCCAAGUUCCGGAAGAUGGGGGCGCCUCCCCGAGAGGAGAUGGUGGAUGAGGUGUACGAGGAUGAGCUGGACCUGCAGCGUUCCGGCUCCUACUUUGACAGCAGCACAGCCUCAGCAUGGAGCGAGCGCAGCCUGGACCCUGGAGACAUCCGGGAGGAGUUGAAGAAACUCUAUGCCCAGCUGGAGGUCCACAAGACCAAGGAAAUGGCUGCCAACAACCCCCACCUGCCCAAGAAGCGGGGCAGCUCGCUCCAGGGCCUGGGCCGCUCCUUCGUGAGGUACCUGGCUGAGUUCCCCGAGGCCCUGGCCCGGCGGCACUCCCGGGACUCGGGGUCCCCGGGCCGAGGCAGCCUGCCCAGCUCCGCCCGCUGCAGGCUCCUCAGCUCCAGCCUCCAGGAAGCCGAGGGGCCACUGGCCCUGCGCAAAGCCCGCAGCACCUAUGACCGCAGCCACCGCAGGCAGCAGGACCCACAUCACCUAGGCUCACCGCCAAGGAGGCAGCUGCCCAAGAGGGCCUCGCGGGCAGAGAGCCGGGAUGCGGGGGAGGGGCCCCCUGCCCUGGGCGUUAGGUCGGCCAGCGCCCACAACCUGACAGUGGGAGAGGGGCUCCCCAGAGCCCGGCCUGCCUCCCUGCAGAAGUCACUCAGCGUCAUGGCUGGCUCCAGCGAAAAGGCCCUGCUCGUGGCCAGCCAGGCCUACCUGGAGGAGACCUAUCGGCAGGCAAAGGAGCAAGAGGAGAGAAGGCAGGCAGAGGCAGCUUUGGCGAGCCCAGUUCAGAGGCCGUCGGCCAGGAGGCUGGAGCGAGCGCGGGGAGCCGCUCUGUCAGCCCCACCGUCCCCUGCCAAGAGCAGCAGCAUGGACAGCUCCUCUGCCUCUGGGCAGCUUCAGGCGGGGGCUGUGAGGAGGCUGCUGCAUCCACCCAUCCAGCAUCAGGUCUCCACGCCCAUCAAAGCCCUUUCUGGGGCUUGCCUGGGAGAUCCAAGGAUGCUGUCUCCCACUUCUACCUUGGCCCCAGGUCUGAUACCAGCUUCAGGCCUGGUUCUGGCCCCCGUCCCUGCCCUGGCCCAAGUCCCCAUUACCCCCCAAAGCCCCAGCUUUCUCACCUUCAUCUGCCCCUGGGAGAAUGCAGAACUGCCAGUCAAGAAAGAAAAUGUGGCACAAGGCGGCUCCUCGGGGCCAGAGCGAGGUGACCAUUCCCCUGCCCCAGCUCGAGCCAGGCUCUGGAGGGCCCUCUCUGUUGCAGUAGAGAAAAAGGGUGCUGGGGAGAAUGGGAUGGACGCGGAGGACAGACGUCUCCAGGGGGAAGCUGGUGACGUGGAUGAGGGCCGGCCCAAGGUCUUCUCUAAAUCCCACAGCCUCAAGACUCCUGUUCAGCAGGGCUCUGUGCGCAGCCUAGGCCUGGCCAUCAAAGCUUUGACCCGUUCUCGGAGCACACACAGAGAAAAGGAGAGUGGAGCAGGGAGUCCCGAGAGGGAGAGGGGCAGGGCUUCAGGAGAAGGUGUGGGUGCACGCCCCGGGUCCCCCAGGCUAGGCGGGCGCAAGGCGGUGAGUAAGCAGGCGGCCCUAGCCCCCUGCGAAGAUGAGGAGUCCCUCCAGAACCAACAGAAUGCUCAUACCAGCAGAAUGCUCCGCGUCUGUGGCCAGGAGGGCGACAGGGAACAAGACGACAGAGGCAGGAAGACAUCCCCAGGUCAAGGGGAGGGGCAUGUUGAGAGAGCAGGUGAAACAGGGCCUGCCGCACUGAGACAAGUCCGGCAGGGCACAGUUGGGGACACAAAUGCUGAGCGAGCAAAAGAAGCCCCUGCAGGGAGGGAGGAAGCGCUCAGAGCAGGCCUCCAGCCCUUGGGCCGUGCUGGCUGCAGGGCUGCGGCAGAGGCGCGCCCCUGCAGAGUUGCCGGGUCAGGAACAUGUCUGCCUGGCAGCAACAAGGCUGAAGUCUGCCCCUGGGAGACGAAUGAAGGAGGCCCCGAGAGGGGAACAUUAAGGCAAGAUCUAGAUGACUCCCAAGAAGUGCGAGGGAAAGCCCCAGAAGAACCAGAGCCCAAAGAUGUGGCUGCCAUGGCUUGGAAAAGGCCAGAGAGGCUGGUCAGGGGGCAGGAGGCAGUGUGUCCCUGGGGGAAUGCCGAUCCCAGGGGUCUGUCCCCUCAGUCAGCCCGCCGGGACUCUGAGAGAACCAAGCGCAGGUCUGAGGCAGGCAGUACAGGGGCUAGGGAGGGGGAGAAGUGUUGGCAGGAAGUCACAGGCCCAGAGGCUUGUACGCCUGACUUCGUCAAGGCAGAGCUCUGUCCUAGGGAGGCAAGUGAAGGAGAAAAUGAGAAACCGUCCCAGGGGGGAGUGAAGAAACUCCACCAGGAAAAGCAGAAAACCCCCGAGAAAGCAACCUUCUGGAAAGAACAGGAACCUGGCAGAGACUUGGAAUCUCUUUGUUUGUGGGAGAGGACUGAUUUCCGUGGCCCCUUGGCAGUCUCUACUGAAGCCCCAGGGACCCCCGGGGCUUCAGGGAGUGUUGCGGACAUGUGUCCGUGGGAGGCAGAAGAGGCUCCUGCUUUCAGGAAAGCAGAGAUUUGUCCCUGGGAGCUGGGUGACAAGGUGGGGAGAAAGGAAAUGCUGCAACGGGGGACAGGUGGAGAAUCUCUCCAAGGAGCGGGGCAAGCCUCCAGGAAAGGGCUCUUUGGAGAGAUGAGGGAACAAACUGGGAAGGCAGUGCAGACAUCUAGUCCACGGGAGGAGUCAGCGUGUCCCUGGGAGAGCACAGACCAUGGGCCCUCCAGCCCACGUGUGGACAAUUCCUCACCCAGAGCUGGUGGCCGACUCUUCGGCAAUGGAGGCAUCAGAGCCACGCAGGUACGUCCACACAAAGACGUCAGGCCAGAGUUAAAGGCAGUAACACCUGCCAAGGCAGAAAUCAAUCCCUGGGAGGUAAAUGAAAGAACAGAGGACUGGGUAUCGCGACAGGCACCCAAAGGAGAAGAAUCUCAGGACAAGGAGAAAACACCUGAAACCUCAGGACUCAAAGAUGUCACAGCUUGGGAAAAGCCUGAGGGACAGCUCCAAAAGCAGGAAGUAGUCUGUUCUUGGGAGAGUGUGGGCACUGGCCACCUUCCCCCACAACAUCAAGACUCAGAGAGACCCAAAGCCAGUUUCCAGGUGUCAGGCAGUGUGGGGAGCAAAACUGCUGUGAUCUGUCCAUGGGACGUGGAGGGCAAACUGCCUGCUGGGAAGGCAGAGAUCUGCCCCUGGGAGGGGAGUGCUGCCCCAGGGGAGGAACGAGCUUUGGGACUUGAGGCCAUGAGGAAAUCACCAAACAUUACAGAACAGGAUCCUGCAGAUUCUGGACCUGGCAAGAUAGCUGUUACUGCUCCAAAGAAACCAGGGAGGCCGGCCUGGGAGCAGGAGGUGGCCUGUUCCCGGGAGCGUGUGGAUCCAGAGGACUCCUCUCGGUGCUCAGACGCUGUGGGUACUGACAGACCCAAAGCUGGAUCCCAGGAACCGGGCCUUGCGGGGUGCAGGCCAGCUGAGGUGUGUCCCUGGGAAGCGGAGGAAACGCUUACCAGUGAAAAAGCCAAGAUCUGUCCCUGGGAGGCGACUGAAGGAGCUACUGGGAAGGGACUGGAACAAGAGAUGGGGAAUGAUUCAGCAGCGCAGAGGGAGAAAACUUCAGAAAGGGGGAGGCUCACCUUCCUGGAAGACGACAUAUCAAAAGGAGAGACAAAACUGAGUCCAGAGCAGGAAGUUAUGUGUCCUUGGGAGAAGGACUUGAGGGGGCUCUGUGCUCCGGCCCCCGAGAUCUCAGCCUCGUCCAGCAGCACGAGAAGCAAAGUGGUGGCAGAGCUUUCCUUGCAAGUCAAUGACAAGGUGGCAGAGAAAGGGGACCCAAUACAAGACCCCAAAAUGGAUUCCCUCGAAGAACACAUAAUCCAAGAAAGAGCUCCAUCUUCAAAAGCAGAUGUCCCUACUGAAGAUGGGGAAAAAGUAAAAAUUGAGCUACAAUCCAUCUGUCCAUGGGAGAGCGCGGCCCCCGCAGUCUCUUCCUCUCACCCCGAGAGUCGCUGUCAUAACCAGCCGAAAGCUGGCUCUCAGACACUGGUCAGCGCUGGGGGCAGGCGCGCUGCAGUGUGCCCAUGGGACGCUCCUGCCCCAGCUGCUCAUCAGCCUGACAGUGGCACCAAAGCAGAGGUCUGUCCCUGGGAGGUGACUGAAGGAAUCCCUGAAGGAGUGUCAAUACAGAAUGGGAAAGGGGGCAAGGGCAAAGCCUCAGAAAAACCAGAGCCCAAAGUUGGGGCAGUUCAGAAAAAGCCAGAGAGGGCACCUGGGAACCAGGAGGCUGUGUGUCCCUGGGAGAGUCAAGACAGUGGAGGGCUGUCUCCGCAACCAGCCCCACGAGCUUCUGACAGAAGCAAAGGCACUUCCGAGGCAGCAGGCAAUGUGGAGGCCAGAGUAGCAGAAGUAUGUCCAUGGGAAGCAGCAGAGGUUCCCUUGGCCAGGAGAGCAGAAAUCUGCCCUUGGGAAGUGAGUAAUGCAGCAGCAGAAGGCAGCCCAGAGCAGGAGGAGGAGAGAAAACCCCAAGGGCAAGGAAAACUGUUCCUUCAAAAGGCAGGGUCUGGGGGGACUGAAGAACACCUUUCAAAAGCAGCAGCAACAGGCAGCAGAGAGCAGGGGACAGUCUGCCCCUGGGAACACAUGGGUUCGGGGAGACUCUUCCCCCAGCCAGAUGCUCUGGACAUUGACCAAGUCAUAGCCAGUCCCCCUGGGACAAGUGGUAUGGAGAGCAGCAUGGCAGAGCUGUGCCAGUGGGAAGUCACAGAUCCAGAAGGAAAUAAAAUCAAGGGCACCAUGGCAGACAUCGGUCCUUGGGAGGGAACUGGAGCCCCAUCUGAGGAGUCUGGCCUCCUGGCUUUAACAGCAACUCGGGCAGAAAUAUUUUCCCCCUGUGACCCUGAGAAACCACCAUGCCUUUCGGUCCAUAGACCCCUGGGCUGCUUCCUUCCAGAAAGCAAAAGCCCCCGCCCCACUGUGAGCAAGCCAUCCAGUUCUUCUGCUCUGGAAGGUUUCAGAGAAUUCCAAGGACUUUCAGGACUUGGGCCAAGGACCAGCUUAACCCCAGGGCCAAGUCUCCGAGCAGCUGAGGCUCAGAAUUCUUCCGCAACUGAAGACCAAGGAGAAAUGGCUUCCACAGCUCCACAUGGAGAACUGACCCCUCCAACUGUCUAUCCUUGGGACUGGGAAUAA
This is a messenger RNA of Pteronotus mesoamericanus, 7113 nucleotides long. It is a transcript of the gene GPR179, whose product is annotated as G protein-coupled receptor 179. Gene Ontology annotation, biological process: G protein-coupled receptor signaling pathway. Bases 1 to 7113 code for a protein of 2370 amino acids. The transcript has 11 exons. Gene Ontology annotation, molecular function: G protein-coupled receptor activity. Gene Ontology annotation, cellular component: membrane. Lineage: Eukaryota; Metazoa; Chordata; Mammalia; Chiroptera; Mormoopidae. The record is from RefSeq and is a predicted model, not a curated record.